This is a messenger RNA of Clarias gariepinus (North African catfish), 3008 nucleotides long. RefSeq names its product zinc finger protein 431-like. The record is from RefSeq and is a predicted model, not a curated record. The transcript is spliced from 2 exons. Gene Ontology annotation, cellular component: nucleus. The coding region runs from base 79 to 2160 and encodes 693 amino acids. Lineage: Eukaryota; Metazoa; Chordata; Actinopteri; Siluriformes; Clariidae.
UCUUUUUUUUUUUUUCUUCUCUUUUGCCCCUCAGAGACCAUCAUUUAUCAAGUCUUCUCCUUCAAAUCAAGGUUAAAUAUGAGAAGUACUAAUGAGGCAUUAUCUGUUCCGAACACAUAUGAUGAAAUGAAGAAGCAAAAUGACCAGUGUUCAGGUUAUGGGGGGAUAUUAAGUUCCCAAAGUAAUCUGAAAAAAGAUCAGCAAGUUCACAUGAAAGAGAAGCGGUAUCCCUGCUCACAGUGUGGAAAGUGUUUUGCUACUUUUUAUCAUCUUGGAAGACACGAGCGCACUCACACUGGAGAGAAGCCGUAUCCCUGCUCACAGUGUGGAAAGUGUUUUGCUACUUCUAAUCAUCUUGGGAGACACGAGCGCAUUCACACUGGAGAGAAGCCGUAUCCCUGCUUACAGUGCGGGAAGUGUUUUGCUACUUCUUAUAAUCUUGGGAGACAUGAGCACACUCACACUGGAGAGAAGCCGUAUCCCUGCUCACAGUGCGGGAAGUGUUUUACCACUGUUUGUAACCUACGAAAACACCAGCACAUUCACACAGAAGAGAAGCCGUGUCCAUGUUUACAGUGUGGGAAGAGUUUUGCUACUUCUAAUGAUCUUCAUAGACAUCAGCAUAUUCACACAGGAGAAAAGCCCUAUUUCUGUUCACAGUGUGGAAAGAGCUUUACCGAUGCUAGUUACUUCCAAACACACCAGCGCAUUCACACUGGAGAGAAGCCGUAUCCCUGCUCACAGUGUGGGAAGUGUUUUACCAAAUCUAGUAACCUCGAAACACACCAGCGCAUUCACACAGGAGAAAGGCCGUUUCCUUGCUCACAGUGCGGAAAAAGUUUUACCUCUGCUGAUAGUCUCCAAAUACACCAGCGCAUUCACACUGGGGAGAAGCCCUAUUUCUGUUCACCGUGUGGAAAGAGCUUUACCACUGCUAGUUACUUCCAAAUACACCAGCGCAUUCACACUGGAGAGAAGCCCUAUCCAUGUUUAAAGUGCGGAAAGAGCUUUACCACUUCUGGUCCCCUCCAAAUACACCAGCGCACUCACACUGGAGAGAAGCCCUAUUUCUGUUCACAGUGUGGAAAGAGCUUUACCACUGCUAGUUACUUUCAAACACACCAGCGCAUCCACACUGGAGAGAAGCCGUAUCUCUGCUCACAGUGCGGGAAGAGUUUUGCUUCUUCUGAUCGUCUUCGAAGACACGAGCGUACUCACACUGGAGAGAAGCCGUAUCCCUGCUCACAGUGUGGAAAGUGUUUUACCACUCUUUGUAACCUACGAAAACACCAGCACAUUCACACAGGAAAGAAGCUGUAUCCAUGUUUACAGUGCGGGAAAAGUUUUUCUACUUCUAAUAAUCUUCAGAGACAUCAGCAUAUUCACACAGGAGAGAAGCCCUAUUUCUGUUCACAGUGUGGAAAGAGCUUUACCUUUGCUAGUUACUUCCAAACACACCUGCGCAUUCACACUGGAGAGAAGCCGUAUCCAUGUGUACAGUGCGGGAAGAGUUUUGCUUCUUCUAAUAAUCUUCAGAGACAUCAGCAUAUUCACACAGGAGAGAAGCCCUAUUUAUGUUCACAGUGUGGAAAGAGCUUUACCAAUGCUAGUUAUUUCCAAACACACCAGCGCAUUCACACUGGAGAGAAGCCGUAUCCCUGCUCACAGUGUGGGAAGUGUUUUACCACUCCUAGUAACCUCCAAACACACCAGCGCGUUCACACAGGAGAGAAGCCGUUUCCUUGCUCACAGUGCGGGAAGAGUUUUACCUCUGCUGGUAGUCUCCAAAUACACCAGCGCAUUCACACUGGAGAGAAGCCGUAUCCAUGUUUACAGUGUGGAAAGAGUUUUGCUUCUUCUAAUCGUCUCCAAAUACACCAGCGCAUUCACACUGGAGAGAAGCCGUAUCCAUGUUCAAAGUGCGGAAAGAGCUUUACCACUGCUGGUCCCCUCCAAAGACACCAGCGCAUUCACACUGGAGAGAAGCCCUAUUUCUGUACACAGUGUGGAAAGAGCUUUACCUCUGCUAGUUACUUCCAAACACACCAGCGCAUUCACGCCGGACAGAAGCCGUAUCUCUGCUCACAGUGCGGGAAGAGUUUUGCUUCUUCUGAUCGUCUUCGAAGACACGAACGCAUUCACACACAAGAGAAGCCGUAACACCAUUACUACAUGGUAAAGUAUUGCUGUCAAUUCAUUGGACUUCAUUAAGCAAAGAAAUAAUCAAAGAGGUUUUUAAUUUCUUGAACUGGGUUAAGUUACCUUGAAAUUACCAUAUCUUGCAGUUGUUAAUUGGGAGGGUAUGUGGGUAGUAGAAGAAGAGGAGUUAAGGUAGGUUUAAGUAAAACAUUCCAAUAAUUCUACUGGUAAAGACAUGCUUAAGUGCCUUUCAACAAAGUUUUAUGUAGAAAAUUGUCAUUUUUAAAUUUUGAAAAUUGAAGGUUAAGAUUAAAAUGUUUUAAGUACUUUUAUUUAAAAAAUUGCUGCAAAUACAUAUUGGUUGCAAAUAUUGUAGCGAUUUAACCACAAAAUAUUAAUCAGGAAUUGUGUUCCUAAACAGAUAUUUAAUCUGCUAUUAUUAAAUAUGUAGGGAACAAUAUAGUACAAAAUGUAACAUUGUUACCAGUAAAGAGACUAAUGACUUUAAAACUGUGUGCUGGGCCACCAAGGCCUCAGUAUGACUCUACAGAGCAGAUACUUCCCGCUGUAGGAUGGGAGCACAUGGACAAACUGUUCAACUAAGUGAGUGAUGUUUCCUUCAGCCAUAAUAUGAACAUGUAUGAGAGCAUUGUGUCUUGUAGGAAUAAGUAAACCUAUGUCCUUGAAGCAUUGUAUCUUUUAUAAACCGAACACAUGUAAGGGAGUAUUGUGUUGGUAGGAACAAGAUGUUGAAGAAGUGUCAUGUAAACGUAUAUAAGCGUGCAUCGUAAAAGAGGCAAGCUUUUUUUCCUCUGCAGAGAAACUGCUCGGCUGUAUUCUGCACAGAAUAAAGUCUAUUGGCCUCAACA